This is a messenger RNA of Brenthis ino (lesser marbled fritillary), 381 nucleotides long. Lineage: Eukaryota; Metazoa; Arthropoda; Insecta; Lepidoptera; Nymphalidae. The record is from the annotation of a GenBank genome assembly.
AUGUACGCGUACCUCGCGCUCGUUUCGCUUGCAGCGUCCGCACUUACCGCGCCAGCUCCUCUUUCACGUCUUGGCUACGAGAGAGUGAUAGAUACUAGAUACAACCAAGUGCCGAAGCUACUGGAUUAUGUGCUCAGUGACGAUUAUCUCAACUCGCAAAAGAACAGAGUUAAGCUAAUUACAAGGCUCAGACCGGAGGACGCCGUUGUUGACAAUGUCAUAUUAGAAUCUAACGUAGUUAAGAUAGUGAAGCCUGUUAAAAAAUUCGAAGAUGGAGAACUUGUGAGACACCGACGGGGCUACAACCUUGAAAACGUGAAUGUGCCCGCUAGGUAUCCCUACCUUCCCGUAGUGAGAAACAACCGUUUUCGCCGCUGGGGC